Cydia splendana is the source of this 3475-nucleotide messenger RNA. RefSeq names its product tyrosine-protein phosphatase non-receptor type 13-like. The record is from RefSeq and is a predicted model, not a curated record. Bases 198 to 3368 code for a protein of 1056 amino acids. Gene Ontology annotation, molecular function: protein binding. Gene Ontology annotation, cellular component: cytoskeleton. NCBI's taxonomy places the organism in Eukaryota, Metazoa, Arthropoda, Insecta, Lepidoptera, Tortricidae. The transcript is spliced from 2 exons.
UGCACGCGACAAGUGUUGAACGCUUUGUAAUUUGCUUUAUCAACAAAAUCAAACUAAACCGACAACUUUUCGAUGUUUAUGUGAAAUGGUUAAUUUUAAUGAUAAUGAAAGUGAAAGGAAACGACUCCCGUGAAGAACAUGUGAAGUUUUAGUGGAACAAUGAAUCAUCGGCGUUAGAAAUAUUUAAAAAAUCAGCCAUGCUUCGAAGCUGCGACGAAGACUCGGGUCGUAGUUCCUGUUCAGCCGCUUCCAUAGGCCUAAGCCCAAUUAUAGACAGCCGAGAAAAAGCACAUUCCAUAGAUACUAAGUCUAGAUAUUCUAAAACCCAUGAAGCAAGUACAAAUACUGAUUUAAAAGUUAGUAUCCGUCCACGUAGCUAUGUCGAUCUCAUCAAAUCCCCCGAUGAAAGGGAACCCUUUCCAAGCUGUAGAGUAUCCAAGCAUAAUAGAAAUUCAAUUUUCCAAUUAUUUGACAAUGCGAGAAUGGGUGGUCUGUCUAAUGCUCAUUCCACUUUAGAAAUAGGAAAAAGCCCAUUAGAACAACCAAAUAUCUCUAAUAAUGCAGUAUCUUUAUCUUCUAUUGGUGUGGACAAAGGUAUCAGAAAACAACCAACAAAUUUUAGGAGAGGAAAACCCGUUCAAAGAGCUGCUUCAAGAUUAUACAAAGCAGAAGGAGUCAGUAAAGGGAAAGAUGGAUGUGUAGGCCCAGAGUUUAUAGUUCGGGCCUCUCAGCCUGCCAAACAUAUGGAUUUGACUGUCUCAGCAAUCUCGGAGAAGCGGGUCAUAACUGUAGUUCUCCUUAAUGGGCAAAAGGUGGAGAUCCUUUGUGAUCCUAAUGUGGUAACGGCUGGACAACUUUUUGAAGCACUGGUUCACAGUGAGAAGUAUGAGCACAAUUUUAUGCUGGGCAUUGCCAUCCUGAUAGGUGGUGACUUUGUCUUCCUACCAGACGAUUAUAAAAUAAAGAAAAUUGCCCCUGAAGCCUGGCAUAAGACUGGUAACAAGAAGAAGUUUGUUGAAGAAGAAAUUGCCUUAACAGUGUUCCUGAGAAUCAAGUUCUUCUUACCCACAAACAUAGCUAGGAAUAUCCAAGGUGGGGAAUGGAGACACAGAGUAUAUUUACAACUAAGAAGAGCAACUGUGGAGGGGCAAUUAACUUCUGUGAUGCAGAAUCUCAUAUUAUUAGCAGGGUAUGCUUUACACAUAGAGUUUGGAGAGUUCUCAUAUAGAGAACAUGGCUCGGCUGAUUAUUUUUUACUUGAACAUUAUCUGCCAGAAACUGCCAUUACUGAUGACAUGGCAGAUGUCAAGUUAAAGAUGAAAAGGGCACAUGAAUCUAGAAGAGGAUUGGACAGGAAUAAAGCGAUAAUAAACUUCAUUACACUAGCACAGACAUUCAGGGACUAUGGAGCGCAUUUUUACUCAGCUAUAUGGGCGACUAGAGAUGGAUUCUGUCGCGAUGUGUGGCUCUCUAUUGGACCAAGAGGCGUGACCCUUUACUCAAGAAGCAACCACAUUUCUGAUGAACCAGGGAUGACCAACCGCAUAGUCCUACAGAGCCUGCCGUGGCAUCAUAUACACACAUUCUAUUACAACAAAAAGAGCCUAUACAUAAUGCCUAACUCACACUCAGGCCUAUCCAAAAUCGGCGUUAAAUACAAGUUAAAAAUGACCGACAAUAAAAGUUACUUUACAUUCUGGCUGGCAUCAUUGCAUCACAGGUUAUAUUUAAAGUUGUAUGCAAAAGAGGACUUCAUCAAUUAUUUAUCGGACGAACUGAGCUGCCCUUUGAAUAAGGAUGGCACUCCCAAGAAAGCUGAAUGCAGCAAUUACGAAGACAGUUAUAACUUGGCUGUAAGAAACCAAUUAAGAACCAGGAGACCCGUUAAACGGAGGUUUAGAGUAGAUAUUUUUGGAGAAAAGAAGACUCAGGAUAAGGAAAACGCGAAACCUAACACAGAAGAAUUGUUAAGAAGGAUACUCUCUCCGCAACCUAGUGAAGAAAAUUUGACGAAUUGCUCCAACCAAGGAAACACGUCCAAUGACGGAUUCUCCUCAUCCGAAAGCUGUAGCUUACCACGAAGGCGUGGAGUCAAAAUGGGCACACGAGUAUUCAAUGGAAUGAAGUCAGUUGUAGACAAACCAAAUCGCAGACCAGAAAGUUGCGUCAGAGCAGAUUGCGAAGUAACGACGACACAGAGUGAUUCAGAUGACUUAGAACUGAGGCAGCAUUGCAAUGUGAAUAGUAUGAAACUGUUGCCAGAAAGACAAUAUCAUCAAGAGCUGACGCAUACAGCAACUGCUUAUGUACUUGAAUCCCCUAAGGUCUACCCUGAUGCAUUCAACUACAAUGCAGUCAGUAAUGAUUCUUGCAUGAACACUUCCCUAUUCGAAAAGUUAGAUAAUAUGGAAUGUGUUCAAGGUGAAAGAAUUUUUGUAACAGCUAGUUUAGAAAGGGAUCAAAUGAACGCCUUGGGAUUGCAAGUGGCUGAAGGCUCUGAUGGCAAUGUUUACAUUAAAUCUAUCACUACUGGUGGCCCAGCUGAUUUAUGUAGAAAACUUCUUCCAGGGGACCAAAUUAUAUCAGUUAACGGACAAACUUUACUCAACGUAAAGUACGAUAAAGCAUUAGCAAUGCUACAAUCGGCACCGAAAGUCGUAGAAUUAAUUGUUCUACAAAACUUGAAGAAGAAUUCCACAAUGGAGUUAAAGUUUGAUAUUACGGGUAUGUCGGAAAAACCAAGAGUGGGUAAAGAAAUUGCAAAUAGCACAGUUGCUCUGGAUGGAGACAUAACAGACGAUGAAUUACUUAACGAAGAAGCUUUAAAGACAAUUUACGCUUUAAUAAAACUAACGAAAGAGAAAGUAAUAAGUCGAAUGCAGGACAAGGCGAGCCGGCAGAACACUCCCAUAAAAAGUAACCUGCAAAAAUGUUUCUCGGAGAUAAAAGUGUACGAAGAAUCUGACAUAGGAAAUUACUCUUCCCAAGAAAGUACUCCCCAGAAAAAAGGCACGAAGUUUAACACUUGGAGAGGUCAAAUACCUAAUGGUAGACCAAAACGAAGACCGCUAAGCAUGAGUAUACCCGCUGAUGUCAAUUUAGACUUAGAUAACCAUAUGAAAAACUCAUUACAAUCCAUCCAGUCAUCUGUGGACAGUUUAGAUAAGUCUGUGAAAAGUUCUUCCUCGAAAAACGUAGCGCUGCCAAGAAACUAUGGCCUUGGGAGGAGAUGGCUAGGCCCUGUCAGAUACCCAGUCACCCCUUGCAAGAACAACCCCACCGAGAGUGCAAUAGCGGACGAUAAUGUUGUUAAAAGACAUUUUAUAUACGGUACUGGAGAUUCAGAUGAGGAUCAGAUAUUUUUAUGAACUUUUACCUAUUUAUAGGACAAUGUAAGAUACAAGUAUUUAAUACGUAUUAUUGAAUGUUAUCAAUAGAUUUAAGGAGACAAAUUAAUAAAUGCCAUUUAUUUUUA